GUCAAUGACGUCGCAUUGCCUCUCAUUUUUUUUAAAAAAAAAAAUCCUUUUCUCCUCAUCGGUGUCGUACACCGAGAGGGCAAAACCCCCAACAGACGAACCGCACGGCACUGCUAUAUUCUCUUUGGUUACCGUACCUAUUCUCUCUCUCUGUCUAUCUGGUUCUACUGUGAGGAAUGAGGCUCAAGAGUUGGAAUGAUGACGUUACCGUGUUACCAUUUCUCUCUUUCUUGUUAAUGCUGUGUCUUGAUGUUUUUUGCCUUCUACCUACUCCUGCCCACCUACCCGGUAGGCAGUCUUCGUUACCAGGGCAUGAUAUGUGGCUAAUAUACACUACCUCCUCUAUACCACACGCCGCCUCAAAGUCAUCUCUCGAAUCGAGAUACCAAGAUUGGCCAGCCUCAAACAUGUCCGUGGGUAGCGUAACUGCCGAAAGGGGGGGGCUUAGCUACCCAAGAGCCCACAGAAAGGAACACGCAACUGCCGGGCUCCAUAGAUUCUCGAACUUGUCUAUUUAUACUUACACUUACCUAGGUGGACACUUACUAAGGUAGCCAAGUAGGUAGACGGGUAGACGUUUGGUUUUCAUUAGAGAAAAGCGGCAGAAUCUAUUUCCGGUAGGUAUUCGGCUAAGGCACUUGGGAAUACCCACCUACGUGGUUGAGCGUUUGCG
Hypoxylon fragiforme is the source of this 673-nucleotide messenger RNA. RefSeq lists its product as uncharacterized. The transcript has 3 exons. The record is from RefSeq and is a predicted model, not a curated record. The coding region runs from base 177 to 554 and encodes 125 amino acids. NCBI's taxonomy places the organism in Eukaryota, Fungi, Ascomycota, Sordariomycetes, Xylariales, Hypoxylaceae.